Sitodiplosis mosellana (orange wheat blossom midge) is the source of this 2617-nucleotide messenger RNA. Its product is annotated as cationic amino acid transporter 3-like. The record is from RefSeq and is a predicted model, not a curated record. Bases 437 to 2302 code for a protein of 621 amino acids. Gene Ontology annotation, biological process: amino acid transport; transmembrane transport. Gene Ontology annotation, molecular function: amino acid transmembrane transporter activity. Gene Ontology annotation, cellular component: plasma membrane. The transcript is spliced from 6 exons. Lineage: Eukaryota; Metazoa; Arthropoda; Insecta; Diptera; Cecidomyiidae.
UCACCUCAACUCGAGCGAAUUGCACAUACCGAGCUCAUUGUCAAGUUUAUUGUGCGUGCAACAAUGUGAAGCACAUGCUUUUUUCUCUUUCUUAUUUCAUUCGAUUGGGUUGUGUCGUUUGAGUCAUGACAUUCACAUAGAGCGCGCACAAUUCAUACGAAACGGUAAAACCAGGCUUCCCAUUACAAUGCUCGUUUUUAUAGCUGAAAAAAAAAUCUAAAUGUCAAACAACUCGUAUAACACUUGUCGUCGUGUUUGUUUUUUAAAAUUCAGUUUUAAUGCUAAUGACGUUUUCAAUAUAAUAAAUAGUUCGGUUUUUGAUAUUUAUUUUACUAACCGAUUUUAGUUAAACGACGCCACGAAAAGACAGUUUUGUGUUUGGGUGUGUGCUACACGACUAAGAUUUUUCGGAGCAAACGGAUAACAGCAGGGCAACAUGAACGGGUAUUGGCAGUCGUUAAAACGACGUAAACAAAUUGAUACAAAUGACGAUGGGAAUACACAAUUGGCCAGAGUAUUGAAUUUGUUUGAUUUGACUGCGCUCGGUGUUGGAAGCACUUUGGGCUUAGGUGCGUACGUUCUGGCGGGCUCGGUAGCAUUCCGUGAAGCUGGCCCAGCGGUGGUUAUUUCGUUCUUAAUUGCGGCCCUCGCAUCGGGCAUUUCUGCCAUUUGCUAUGCAGAAUUUGCCAGUCGUGUACCAAAAGCCGGCUCGGCUUACGUUUAUACCUACAUUAGUGUUGGCGAAUUUCUUGCCUACACCAUUGGAUGGAAUUUGAUUCUGGAAUACAUUAUCGGAACAUCAUCGGUGGCUCGUGGAUUGAGUGUCUAUCUUGAUGCAUUGAUUGACAACAAACUGUCCAAUUUCUUCCUGAAUUUAGCCCCAAUGCAUGUGGAAUUUUUGGCUCGAUAUCCAGACUUCUUUUCAUUUGUCGUAGUCCUACUACUAACUGUGUUAUUAUCGAUUGGUGUCAAAGAGAGCAGCAUUUUAAACAACAUAUUCACGAUGGUUAAUUUGGCUACGAUUAUCAUUGUCAUUGUAUCGGGUUCUAUAAAAGCUAAUCCAGCAAAUUGGGCAAUCCGGAAAGAAGACAUUCCGGACGGUAUUCGUGGUGGUAAUGGUGGUUUCAUGCCUUAUGGCUGGGCCGGUGUGAUGGCUGGAGCAGCUAAAUGUUUUUACGGUUUCGUUGGAUUCGAUUGCGUCGCAACGACCGGUGAAGAGGCUAAGAAUCCCAAGAGAAAUAUUCCCCUCUCAAUCGUUUUGUCACUUAUCAUCAUUUUCUUGUCGUAUUUCGGCGUCUCAACCGUACUCACCAUGAUGUGGCCAUACUAUGCACAGGAUCCAGAUGCACCCCUAUCAUAUGUAUACCAUAAAAUUGGAUGGCACACGAUUAAAUGGAUUGUAUCGAUUGGUGCCGUUUUCGCCCUGUUCACAAGUUUGUUGGGUGCGAUGUUCCCACUUCCUCGAGUUUUGUAUGCAAUGUCUUCUGAUGGGCUGCUGUAUAGAGUAUUUAAGCGUGUGAACCUGCGCACAAAAACACCAAUGCAUGCGACAGUAAUAUCAGGUGUUUUUGCGGCUGUGAUGGCACUGUUGUUUGAUUUGCAUCAACUGAUCGAUAUGAUGAGCAUAGGAACACUAAUGGCAUAUACACUUGUUUCAAUUUGCAUUCUGGUGUUGCACUACAAAGAAGAUGAUGAAUCGUAUGUGGAUAAACUGCCAUCGACACAUAAACAAAUCAUAGGGCAAAUAUUAAAUUUGCAUUUCAUAAAGCAGCCAAACAGUUUAUCAUCGAGAAUAACGAAGAUUGCGGUUGUGCUAUUUUCACUGUUGACAGUGAUCUUUUGUAUAUUGUUCGGUACAGAGUGGUCGGAACAUAUGCCCAGUCAAAUGGCUUUGAUAUUGCUGGGCGUUUUGCUGUUUGUUACAUUCCUGGUGAUAACCCGUCAGCCAAAAGCGAAAUUUGAAUCGAGUUUCAAGGUGCCGCUUGUGCCAUUCCUGCCGUUGCUCAGUGUUUUCAUGAAUUUAUAUCUAAUGUUCCAACUGGAUAUUAACACAUGGAUUCGAUUCGGUGUUUGGAUGAUCCUCGGAUACAUCAUCUACUUCACGUAUGGAAUUAAGCAGUCCGUUGAGGGAAAUCGUGAAAAAUUAGAGCUCAGCGAACACGGUCAGAAGACUAAGCAUACAUUCGAAGGCAAAUGCAUACCACGGCCCGUCAAUGCCCACACAAUGCAAUCUAUCGACGAUUUGCAUAAUGCAAACAUUGAAUUCACCACCGGUAGCACCGUACAAUUGAGUCAUCAGUGAUGAAACAAGUGAAAACAAAAUGGCAAUCGAACUUUUGUUAAACAUAAAUUCCGUUUAUUCUUCGUUUUGUGUUAGCCAUUGUGUGUUAUUUUGUGAUUUUGUUCUGAUUUUAGAUUGUUUGCUUCUUUUUUUUUUAAAUUAGGCUUAGAGAAUGUGAGACGAAUGCUUGCAAUGAGUGUUACAAACGAAGCCAGAGACAGGGACAAAAAAUUGUUAGUUAUAAAUUCUGUAAAUUUUAUUAAUAAAACAAAAUGUAUGAAAAUGUCAAUCAAAAGAUCUAAUUAAAAGAAAGAAAGAAUGAAACAAGUAAUAAAA